AUGGACGAGACCGAUAUUGAUGGCUUACAUCGAGAGCAGCGAGUCAGAACAAGUCAUCAAAAUGAGUUGCAUGAGCAACCCGAAAAGACAGAAAGCCCAGAGGAAAUGGUGGAGAACUCACACUAUCCGCAGGGGAUUCGAUUUUGGUUAAUCACGAUUGCAAUUUCAAUAGCCUUAUUUUUGACGAACCUAGAAAUCCCGAUCGUCACGACUUCUGUGGUUGCCAUUACUGAUGAUAUCGGUGGAUUUGAUAAGUCGGGAUGGCUUAUCUCGAGUUAUCUGCUCGGGUACGUUGGUGUCGUAGUAAUAUUUGCAAAAUUGAGCGAUAUUCUAGGUCGCAAGUUGCUUCUCGCAACAGCGAUCAUCAUUUUCAUCAUCGGCUCGGCAGCAUGUGGAGCCUCUCAGACUAUAGUCCAACUGAUUGUCUUUCGAGCAAUACAAGGAAUUGGCGGUGGCGGUUGCUUUGCCGUGGGAAUCACGAUGAUCACUGAUUUGGAAUCUAGCAUCCCAUGCGCGGCACCGGCCCUCGCUUUCACGGUCUUUGCCAUCCCACCUGGUUUUCAUGGAGCACCGAUAGAGAGGCCAGUUUCUCCCGCCCGCAAAUUUCUUGGUAAAGAAGUUCGAGACCGGAUGGACUUCUUGGGCGGAAUUCUAUUACUUCUGGCAACCCUAGCUCUGACUGCUGGAUUUCAUGAGGCCAACGCUGCGUUUCCGUGGCGAUCAGCUUAUGUCAUUACGCUUUUGACUUCAUCCAUACUUCUUUGGUUCGCAUUGGUAUAUUGGGAGCGCAAAGUCACCUUGGCCAAUGACAUGCGAGAGCCAGUCUUGCCUUGGGUAUUCCUCGCCAAUAGAGUUGUACUCGGUCUUUUGCUAGAUUCUCUUUUUCUGGGGGGGAGUUGGUUUGUCGGCGUUUUCACCCUCCCUCAAAGAUAUCAAAUUGUACAUGCCACUUCCGCACUUCAGGCCGGCAUCCGAACUAUGCCUUUUACCUUCGCUGCACCCCUCGGAGCUGCUUGGUCAUCGGCAGCUACAGGAAAAUACAAGAUCCCACCGAUAUUCAUCCUCAUGGUCUCUGCUAGUCUACAAAUUCUAGGAUUUGCCUUGUUAGCAACACUGCCCAAUUCUGUUGCGGUACCCGCCCGUAGUUAUGGUUUUCAGAUCGUCGCUGGGUUUGGCUGCGGCAUUACCAUUUCACUUCCUGCACUCGUGAUACCAUUUCUAGUGGAGAUAAAACACCGAGCUGUGGGACUUGGUGCGAUAGGUCAAACACGUAUCAUGGGAGGGUCAAUAGUCCUCGCGAUCGCAAGCUCAGUCUUUCAUAGUUAUACUCGGCCGCGAUUACAAAAUCUGACAGGCAGUAAAGAAGUAGCUACUCAUAGUGGCUGGUCCCAAGGGUCAAUACCCAGUGAUGAAGUUCGUCACAUCAUUGCGCGAGGUUACGACUUACAGAUGCUCGUCUUAUGUGGCUGUGGUGGGGCGCAACUAUUAGCUAUUCUACUUAUGUGGAGAAGGAAGCAGGUUGUCAUUGGUUAAGGGUCAUUCGUGGAGAAGGUUUACCUGUAAUUAAUGGGUACUGUGAUCC
Aaosphaeria arxii CBS 175.79 is the source of this 1582-nucleotide messenger RNA. Its product is annotated as putative multidrug resistance protein fnx1. NCBI's taxonomy places the organism in Eukaryota, Fungi, Ascomycota, Dothideomycetes, Pleosporales. The transcript has 7 exons. The record is from RefSeq and is a predicted model, not a curated record. Bases 1 to 1533 code for a protein of 510 amino acids. Gene Ontology annotation, molecular function: transmembrane transporter activity. Gene Ontology annotation, biological process: transmembrane transport.